Liolophura sinensis is the source of this 1112-nucleotide messenger RNA. Its product is annotated as L-threonine ammonia-lyase-like. Gene Ontology annotation, biological process: L-serine catabolic process; L-threonine catabolic process. The transcript has 9 exons. The coding region runs from base 102 to 1112 and encodes 336 amino acids. The record is from RefSeq and is a predicted model, not a curated record. Gene Ontology annotation, molecular function: threonine deaminase activity; L-serine ammonia-lyase activity. Lineage: Eukaryota; Metazoa; Mollusca; Polyplacophora; Chitonida; Chitonidae.
ACCCGGCGUUGGAAUAGAUGACACAUUACAGCCUGUGAUUUGUGGGACAGAGAUUGACUAGGCCUUACGCGUUACCCACUUACCUUCACUAAUACAGAACCAUGUCUCAGAACGUCACUCUCAGCGAUAUCGUCGCCGCUAAAAACCGGAUUCAGCCAUACAUCCGGAGAACGCCCUUAGAUUUCUCUCCAUUUCUGACAAAACUGAACGAAAAUGGCCCAAAUGUUUUCCUAAAGAUGGAGAGCGAGCAGUUUUCCGGCUCCUUCAAAGUUCGGGGCGCUUACAACAAGUUGUGUGUUCUGUCAGAGAGUGACCCAGAGUUGAAGAGCAAAGGGGCAGUGGCAGCGUCGUCAGGCAACCACGCCCUAGGAUGUACGAUAGCGAUGAAGAGGUUAGGAAUCCCUAUUCAGGUGUUUACACCAGAGAACGUCAGUCUGGCCAAGAAGAAGAUGUUAGAAGCUUACGAUGCUAAUCUGGUUCUUCAUGGGUUAGACGUGGUGGACACAGAGCACGAGGCCCGCAGGCUCUCUGAGGAGAAGGGAAUUCCCUUCAUCUCACCAUACAAUGACGUCGAUGUUGUGGCCGGGUUGGGGACAAUUGGAAUGGAAAUUUACGAGGACUUGUCAGAAAUUGACGCCGUCUUGGUAUCUGUAGGGGGAGGAGGUUUAAUCAGUGGAAUAGCCUCCUACCUAAAGGCCGUAAACCCAAAUGUAAAGGUGUUUGGCUGUCAACCGGAGUUGACAAAGGUGAUGUAUGAAAGUGUGAAAGCCGGGAAGAUCGUGUUUGAGGAGUCAGGGGACACUUUGUCGGACGGCACCAAGGGAGGCAUCGAGGACGAUUCGGUGACCUUUGAACUGUGCCGUAAACACGUAGACGAUUGGUUGUUGGUUACUGAAGAGCAGAUUUCAGAAGCCGUUUAUUUCAUGCUGGACAAACAUCACAAGGUGGUAGAGGGCGCUGCAGGAGCGGCCGUGGCGGCGUACACAAACAACCUAGCCUUGUUCUCCCGAUUCUCUAACGUUGCCAUAGUUAUAUGUGGCGCCAACAUGACGAGUGACCACCUUCACAAGAUCAUGCUCAAAUAUGGGAGUAAGGACAAGCCCAUGGAGUAA